Molecule: messenger RNA, 1446 nt
Organism: Malassezia restricta
Lineage: Eukaryota; Fungi; Basidiomycota; Malasseziomycetes; Malasseziales; Malasseziaceae
Product: aspartyl aminopeptidase
Exons: 1
Coding region: 1-1446 (481 amino acids)
Biological process (GO): proteolysis
Cellular component (GO): fungal-type vacuole
Molecular function (GO): zinc ion binding; aminopeptidase activity
Source: RefSeq, a predicted model, not a curated record
AUGUCGUCCGUCGCCCUGAAUCGGGGCCCUGCUGUGCCUGCGGCGGCCCGUCGCUUCCUUCAGUACGUGGCCGCGAGUCCCUCGCCCUUCCAUGCGACGGCAUCAAGUGUGUCGAUGCUGGAAGAGGCAGGAUUCACCAAGCUUCACGAACAUCAAAGCUGGAACGACAAGCUCUACGUCGGCGGCCGAUACUAUGUGCAGCGGAACCAAUCGUCGCUCGUUGCCUUUGUGAUCGGCAAGCAAUUCACGCCAGGCCAAGGUGUGCAUAUCAUCGGUGCGCACACAGACUCGCCCCAUCUGCGCAUUCGCCCGAUAUCCAAGCGGUCCAAGGAAGGGUACCUGCAGUGCUCCGUCGAGACGUAUGGCGGUGGCCAGUGGCACACAUGGUUCGAUCGGGACCUCAGCCUAGCGGGCCGUGUGAUUGUCGCACAGGAUGCAUCGCGCUUCGUGUCUCGACUCGUGCACAUCCAGCGGCCUCUGCUGCGUGUGCCGACGCUGGCCAUCCAUUUGAACCGUUCCGUGAACGAGGCCUUUACCUUCAAUCACGAGGACCAGCUUCAACCUAUACUAGGCCUCGCCUCCAUGCUGAACGAGCCGGAUCAAAGCAUGGCAGCCGUGCCCGGACUCUCUGCGAAGCACCAUCCCGUGCUCCUGGAACUGUUGGCACAAGAGCUAGAUGUGCCUGUGAGUGCCAUCCAGGACUUUGAGCUGUCUCUCUACGAUACGCAGCCACCAGCCGUGGGCGGCGUGUCCAACGAAUUCCUAUUUGCACCGCGUAUCGACAAUCAAAUGAGCUGCUUUUGCGCCACCGAGGCCCUCGUGGCCUCCGUGCUGGACCUCGACGCCCUGAACACAUCCCAAAGUAUUCGCGCUAUCGCCCUGUUUGAUCACGAAGAGGUUGGCUCCGUGUCGAACCAGGGUGCCGAGUCCAACUUGCUAUGGAGCAUGAUCCACCGCCUCUCUCACUUGCAUGUGAACGGCGUCGAAGACAGCACGGCGUCAUCCGCCGCUGACCUGAGCGAGCAAAGUCUGGCGCGCUCGUUCUUGAUCAGCUCCGAUACGGCGCACGCCGUGCAUCCCAACUACGCCUCUGUGCAUGAACAAAACCUGCGACCGCACAUGAACGCCGGACCCGUCAUCAAGAUCAAUGCCAAGCAGCGCUACGCAUCCAAUGCGGCCACGUCGUUCCUGCUUCGCCGUGUUGCUCAAAAGGCCGGGGUCCCUGUGCAAGAAUUCGAGGUGCGCAACGAUUGUGCAUGUGGCAGCACCAUUGGUCCCAUGCUCUCCAAGAUGGUCCGCACCGUCGACGUGGGGAAUCCGCAGCUGAGCAUGCAUUCCAUUCGCGAAGUAUGCGGCUCGCACGACGUCGACUACAAAAUUCGUCUUUUUGUCGAGUUUUUCCGGUCGUUUGAGCAAGUGGAUCGAGAGCUACACAUCGAUGAUUAG